Messenger RNA from Mytilinidion resinicola, 1374 nucleotides. RefSeq names its product MFS general substrate transporter. Gene Ontology annotation, molecular function: transmembrane transporter activity. NCBI's taxonomy places the organism in Eukaryota, Fungi, Ascomycota, Dothideomycetes, Mytilinidiales, Mytilinidiaceae. Bases 1 to 1374 code for a protein of 457 amino acids. The record is from RefSeq and is a predicted model, not a curated record. Gene Ontology annotation, biological process: transmembrane transport. Gene Ontology annotation, cellular component: membrane. The transcript is spliced from 6 exons.
AUGAAUGUUGAGCCCAGGGAGCAGAUCGCCCAAGUGAAUUCCCUAGCCACCGCGCCCGGCGUCAUGCUCGCGUCGUUUGCGCAUCUGGAUGAAAAAAAGAUACUGCGGAAGAUGGAUCUGCGGUUGAUCUCCAUGCUGGCGUUACUAUACCUACGUAGUUUUCUUGAUCGGGGGAAUAUCGGCAUGCCUCACCGACCCCCUCACAUCACCGGCCCGCAAUUCAACUGGUGCCUCACCGCCUUCUUCUUCCCCUACUGCAUCUUCGAAGUCCCCUCCAACCUGCUCCUCAAGCGCCUGCGCCCCUCCGUCUGGCUGCCCACCAUCAUGGUCGCCUGGGGCCUCGUCAUGUCGCUUAUGGGCAUCGUGCAAAACUUCCACGGCCUGCUCGUCACGCGCAUCUUCCUCGGCGCCGCCGAGGCGGGCUUGUUCCCCGGCGUGGCGUACUACAUCACCAUGUGGUACUGCCGCCACGAGGCCCAGACCCGGCAGGCGCUAUUUUUCAGCGUGGCGAGUAUUGCGGGUGCGUUCAGCGGGUUGUUGGCGUUCGGGAUUGCGCAUAUGGACGGCGUGGGUGGGCUCGCCGGGCGGCGGUGGAUGUUUAUCCUCGAGGGGAUACUGACUGUGCUAGUUGCUUUGCUCGCCUACUUCGUUUUGGCGUUUGUUGUGUAUCGGCUAAAGUACCAAGGCCAGGGCGGAGAAGAGAGGGACGGGGUCCAGGGAAGGGUUUCGUGCAACGUGUGGUUGUAUUGGGGGAUCGUGGCGCCGCUUUACGGGAUAUCGCUCUUCCUGCCGACCAUCAUCAAGGGGCUAGGGUAUACGAGCUCGACGGCGCAGCUACUCACGGUGCCUAUUUACAUCACCGCAUCGGUGUUGGCGAUCGCGGUGGGCUACGCGAGUGAUCGGUAUGGGAAGCGGUCGCCGUUCAUCCUCGUGUGUUUGUGUAUCAUGGCGGUGGGGUUUAUCAUGUGUAUUGCGAGCUCGAAGCCCGGGGUCGUCUACGCGGGCUUGUUUUUCGCGGCGUGCGCCUUGUACCCUGCGUUUGCGGGAAGCGUCACGUGGUUGAGUAAUAAUCUGGCGGGAAGCACGAAGAGGGCCAUGGGACAGGCGAUUCAGAUUGGAGUGGGUGGGUUGGCUGGUGCUAUGGCGUCCAAUUUUUACAGAUCCGAAGACGCUCCCCAUUACAGGCUCGGCCAUGCCCUGGAGCUUGUCUUCAUUGUUGCGGGUAUCUUUGCGCUUCUUCUGAUAGCAUUCAACUACCGUCGUAUCAAUGCGAAGAGGGAAUGGCAGUUGGCUGAAGGGGGACACGCUGGGUAUUCGCCGGAAGAAAUGAGCGCGCUGAGCGAUCGAGCGAUGACCUUCAAGUACACGUUAUGA